Symbiodinium pilosum is the source of this 831-nucleotide messenger RNA. Lineage: Eukaryota; Dinophyceae; Suessiales; Symbiodiniaceae. The record is from the annotation of a GenBank genome assembly.
AUGUACGCCUCAGAGCACAUCUUCGAUGCCUUCACUGAUCCCAUGUCAUUCUCUAAGGAGUUGGAGGUGGCUUUGGAUUAUGUUGCAAAGCAGCCUCAGCAAUUAAGCUCUUACGGGCCACACGCCCUGACUUGCGUGGCUCUGGCAGCCGUCAGCGCGCCAAGCAUCCAAUGGGACAGUUUGUAUGCUGCCUGUCGUCAAAUAGCAAAGAAAGGCUUGCGACAUGCCUCUCCGGCUUCGCUAACGCGCCUGUGCUGGGUGCUGGCAUGUGCGGUGCACCGCGAUGAAGAAUUAUUAGCUACAAUCGGCGAGGAGAUCGCUGAACGGCCCUCCGACUUUCAAGUGGAAGAGUUGGCCAAGUGUGUGUAUGCCUACUCUGAACUGAAGGUUUUCCAUGAAAGUAUGCUGGCCGCUGCCACCGUGGAAUUGAUGUGGAGGAUUGACCAAUUGAGUGCGAGGAGCCUAGCGCAUGUCGCAGUGGCUAUGGCGCGCUUAAACUAUUGCAAGCAGCCUAUGUUCGAUUGGUUGGCCAACAGCAUCUGCCGGAGACCCGAGCGCACGUUGGACGACCUGUCUUCUGUUGUCUGGGCAUUUGCCAAAGCCUCCGUUCAGCAUGAAAGGCUCUGUCAGGUGGCUGCCCAAGCCGCGUCAAGCGCAGACGCCCAUACUUUGACUGAGGAGCAGCACGCACGACUCAUGUGGGCAUUUGGGAAGCCAAACUUGGAAGCACCAGCUGUUGGACUGCCUAGGCCCCUGUUCCAUGUAGGGCUGGCAAAUGCCCAGCAAGUCUGUGAUGACAUGACCCCCAAGGAUGUGCCAAAGGAUGCAUAG